AUGAAAUCAUGCAACAGGAGAUCAGGCCCCUCGUUGCUGUGGAUAUCAUAGAACAGCUUCACCGGCAGUUUGCUAUCUUGUCAGCAUCAACCCCGGUCGCCUGUCAUGAGCUCAGGGAUUGCUACGGAGGAUGUGGCUGUACUGCAGUACGGUCGCUUGGCGUGGGUCUGUUUCCCUGUAACCCCAUAUACCUGCUUUGGAUAUUUUGCAGUCUGGAGGCUGCCAGCAUCGGAUUCGUCAUCGUUAUAGACAGACGGCGGGACAAAUGGAGCGCGGUCAAGGCGUCCCUCACGCGAAUAGCAGGAGCGUUUCCAGGGAACCUACAACUGGUCUUCGUCCUGCGGCCGUCCCGUUUCAUCCAAAGGGCGAUCGCUGACAUCGGCAUCAAACUGUAUCGCGAUGACUUUAAAAUGAAGGUACCGAUCAUCAUGUUAAAUUCGGUUUCUGAUCUACAUGGGUACAUCGACAAAAGUCAGCUGACUCGGGAGUUGGGAGGAACCUUGGAAUAUGGGCACAGCCAGUGGAUACAUCAUCGAACUGCGAUCGAGAAUUUUGCCAUGACCGUGAAGACCACCGCUCAGAUGCUGCAGUCCUUUGGAACAGACUUGGCGGAGACCGAACUCCCCAAUGAUGUCCAGUGCACGGAGGAGCUCCUUUCUUCCCACAUGGAGCAACAUAACAAGCUGAAGGAUGAGCUGAAACUUGCCGUGAAGCAGGGGGCCACGCUGCUCACCUGCAUCCGCGAACCCGUCACAAGAAGUGCCACCAGCAAACUCAGUCCAGACGAACUCGAAAACGUGGCGACCGUGGAGAGGUUGCUAGCUCAGCUGGAUGAAACAGAGAGAGCCUUCGAUCAGUUCUGGUCCAAGCACCACCUUAAGCUAGAACAGUGCCUACAGCUCCGACACUUUGAGCAGGAUUUCAGAGAGGUUAAACUGGCGCUGGAUAACUUGAUGGAAACGCAAGCCGUGUUCACGGAUAUUGGAGACAGCGUCUCUCGUGUGGAGCACCUUCUGAAGGAACGGAAGCAAUUAGAGGAGAAAGGACAGGAACCUUUGGAAAAAGCCCAGUCCCUGGCUGUCCAUGGAGACCAGCUGAUCCAAAACAACCAUUAUGCAAUUGAUUCCAUUAGACCAAAGUGUGUUGAACUCAGGCGCAUCUGUGACGACUUUGCCAACGAGACCAAGAAACAGUAUGACAUUUUAGGGAAGUCCUUGGAAUUGCACAAACAAUUAGAUAAAGCCAGCCAGUGGUGCGAAGCUGGAAUCUACCUCUUGGCUUCCCAAGCUGUCGACAAAUGCCAGACUCAAGAGGGGGCCGAAACGGCGCUCUGCGACAUCGAGAGAUUCCUGGAGACCGCCAAGGACCACCAGCUCGUGAACGCCAAGGAGUUCUACAAUCAGUUCGAUAUGAUUCUCACCCCAGAGAUAAAGAGCAAUGCCCAAAGAGUUCUCCAAAAGCUAGAAGACGUACAAGAGAUGUUCGACAAGAGGCAAGUGAGCCUGAAGAAGCUGGCAGCCAAGCAGACCCGGCCCGUGCAGCCUGUCGCCCCACACCCUGAAUCCUCACCCAAGCGCGCAUCGCCCAAGAGCACCCGACCUGCAACGUUAGCUACCAACAGGAGAUCGGUAGAAAUGUCGAGUCCCCCCAAAUCUGUCUCCGAUGCAGAGUUAUCAAAGAAGAAGAAUGUCAAGAAGAGUAAAGGUGGAAUUAAGAUUGAAGUAAUGCACGAAGCGAGUCAAGGAGGGUCCAGCAGAAUUUUGGUCAUGAGCGAGAGCGAAGAGAACCUUUCCACCAGGAGGAGCCAUAUUAUCAACGAACUGAUAGAAACGGAACGGGUUUAUGUGGAAGAGCUUCAAAGCAUCCUUGAGGGCUACGCGUCAGAGAUGGACAAUCCUGAUUUAAUUCACCUGAUCCCGACUGCUCUCGCCAACAAGAAGGAAGUUCUUUUUGGGAACCUCUCGGAAAUCUAUGAAUUUCACAACAGGAUCUUCCUCAAAGAGCUGGAAAAUUGCAUUGAAAAUCCGGAACUUCUUGGUCGGUGCUUUUUAAAAAGAAAGGAAGAUCUCCAAAUAUAUGAAAAAUACUGCCAGAACAAGCUCAGGUCAGAAGCUCUCUGGAGACAGUGUGGAGACAGUCUCUUCUUUCAGGAAUGUCAGCGGAAACUAGACCAUAAGCUCUCGCUGGAUGCUUAUCUCUUAAAGCCGGUCCAGAGAAUUACCAAGUACCAGCUGCUUUUAAAGGAAAUGUUGAAGUGCAGCAAGAAUUCAGAAGGCACAGCAGAGCUGGAAGAAGCGCUUGCCACGGUGCUUGACAUUAUCAAAUCAGCUAAUGACUCGAUGCACCAGAUAGCAAUUACGGGCUACGAGGGUGACGUACACGAGCUCGGGAAGUUGCUCCUGCAGGGCUCGUUCAAUGUUUGGACGGAUCACAAAAAGGGCCACAACAAGGUCAAAGAUUUGGCCAGGUUCAAGCCGAUGCAGAGGCACCUCUUCCUCUACGCAAAAAUCCUGCUCUUCUGCAAGAAGCGAGAAGAAAAUACGGACGGGCACGAGAAGUCUCCCUCGUACAGCUUUAAAAAUUCCUUAAAGAUGAGCACUGUCGGUAUUACUGAAAACGUCAAAGGGGAUAACAAGAAAUUCGAGAUCUGGUACAAUGGCAGAGAAGAAGUCUAUAUUAUUCAGGCUGCUUCUGUGGAGCUGAAAAACACCUGGGUCUCUGAAAUUAGGAAAGUCCUGACGGGACAACUGGAAGCUUGCAGAG
This is a messenger RNA of Gekko japonicus, 2763 nucleotides long. Its product is annotated as guanine nucleotide exchange factor DBS-like. Lineage: Eukaryota; Metazoa; Chordata; Lepidosauria; Squamata; Gekkonidae. The record is from RefSeq and is a predicted model, not a curated record. The annotation marks the transcript as partial. Gene Ontology annotation, molecular function: guanyl-nucleotide exchange factor activity. The transcript is spliced from 22 exons. Gene Ontology annotation, cellular component: cytoplasm. Gene Ontology annotation, biological process: intracellular signal transduction.